Messenger RNA from Malassezia vespertilionis, 2451 nucleotides. RefSeq names its product DNA helicase (gene RAD3). NCBI's taxonomy places the organism in Eukaryota, Fungi, Basidiomycota, Malasseziomycetes, Malasseziales, Malasseziaceae. Gene Ontology annotation, molecular function: ATP binding; damaged DNA binding; hydrolase activity, acting on acid anhydrides, in phosphorus-containing anhydrides. The coding region runs from base 1 to 2451 and encodes 816 amino acids. The record is from RefSeq and is a predicted model, not a curated record. Gene Ontology annotation, cellular component: nucleus. Gene Ontology annotation, biological process: nucleotide-excision repair; transcription by RNA polymerase II; positive regulation of mitotic recombination. The transcript is spliced from 3 exons.
AUGAAGUUUUACAUUGAUGAUUUACCGGUGCUCUUCCCGUACCCCAAGAUCUAUCCUGAACAAUAUGCGUACAUGGUAGAUUUAAAAAGGACGCUUGACGUUAAAGGACACGGCGUGCUGGAGAUGCCAUCCGGUACGGGAAAGACCAUUUCGCUGCUGAGUCUUAUUGUGAGCUAUCAACGCUUUUAUCCCGGACGGCGAAAGCUUGUGUACUGUUCACGGACUGUCCCAGAAAUUGAAAAAGCGCUUGCUGAGCUCAAGCAGCUCAUGCUGUACCGAGCACAGUACGUGGAUUCGUACGACAAUGUGAACGGCCAAGAAGCGCUAAUGGAAGUGGAUGGCGAUGAGCGCAAACCGAUGGAAGAUAUCUUGGCACUCGGGCUAAGUAGUCGAAAGAAUAUGUGCGUCAAUCCCAUCGUGAGCCACCACCGAAAAGGCGCGGUGGUCGACGCCAUGUGCCGCGAUAUGACAAGCCCAUGGGCCACACAAAAAGGGCGCGAGAACCCUGGCAGUGUGGUUUUAUGCGAUUUCCACGAAGAGCUGGGCAAGCUGGAUCCUAGCCACUUGGUCCCCAACGGCGUUUGGACGAUCGAGGAGGUGAAGGAGUACGCAGAGUCGAAAGGAAUCUGCCCCUACUUUGCCGUGCGUCGCAUGAUGCCGUUCUGUGAUAUCAUUAUCUACAGUUUUCACUACCUUUUAGACCCAAAAGUCGCCGAGCAGGUGAGCAAGGAGAUGAGCAAAGACAGCAUUGUCGUGUUCGACGAGGCGCACAACAUUGAUAACGUGUGUAUCGAAUCGCUGAGCAUCGACCUGACGCGUCCAAUGCUCGAUAAUGCGUAUCGAUGUGUCAACAGCCUUGCAGACAAGGUCGAUGAAGUAAAGAAAGCCGACUCGGUCAAACUGCAGGAGGAAUAUACCCGACUCGUCGAAGGCCUCGAGCAGCAAAACGAGGCACAGGAAGCGGAAACAUUUAUGGCGAACCCUGUCCUUCCUUGGGAUUUACUUCAAGAAGCGGUCCCUGGCAACAUCCGCAGGGCCGAACACUUUGUUGCAUUCCUGCGCCGCUUUAUCGAGUACCUCAAAACAAGAAUGCGUGUUUUGCACGUCGUCGCAGAAACUCCGCCGAGCUUUUUGCAGCAUCUCAAGGAAAUUACGUUUAUCGAGCGAAAGCCGCUGCGGUUUUGUGCGGAACGCCUUCGCAUGCUGGUGCAAACGCUGGAACUAACGCGGCUGGAUGAGUACGUUGCGCUCCAAAAGGUCGCUAUGUUUGCGACGCUUGUCUCGACGUACGACAAGGGGUUCCUACUGAUUUUGGAACCAUUCGAGACGGAGCAUGCAACAGUACCGAAUCCUGUGUUCCACUUUGCGUGCCUCGACGCAAGCUUGGCGAUUGCGCCCGUGUUUGAGCGCUUUGCAAGCGUGAUUAUCACGAGUGGGACCAUUAGUCCGCUGGACAUGUACCCGAAAAUGCUAAAAUUUGACCCUGUGGUGCAGGAGAGCUAUACCAUGACACUGACACGCCAAUGUUUUUUGCCGCUCGUCAUCACGCGCGGAAGCGACCAAGUGGCGAUCAGCUCGCGUUUCGAGGUAAGGAACGAUCUCUCUGUGGUGCGCAACUACGGCAGCAUCCUGAUCGAAUAUGCGAAAAUCGUGCCCGACGGGAUCGUCGCAUUUUUCCCAUCAUACCUGUACAUGGAAAGCAUUGUCGCCGCAUGGCACGACAUGGGCAUUCUCGACCAAGUCUGGAAACACAAACUUGUGUUUGUGGAAACGCCAGAUGCGCCAGAAACCAGCAUUGCGCUGGAAAAUUUCCGGCGCGCUUGUGACAAUGGACGCGGCGCGAUUCUCUUGUCUGUCGCACGCGGCAAAGUAUCGGAAGGAAUUGACUUUGACCACAAUUACGGACGUGCCGUAAUUAUGUUUGGCGUGCCGUAUCAGUACACCGAGUCGCGCAUUCUCAAGGCGCGCUUGGAAUUUCUGCGCGACAAUUUCCGCAUCAAGGAGAAUGAUUUCCUCACUUUCGACGCCAUGCGGCACGCGGCACAAUGUGUCGGGCGUGUUUUGCGUGGCAAAUCAGACUAUGGACUCAUGGUCUUUGCUGACAAGCGUUUUGCGCGCGCAGACAAGCGCGCCAAGCUUCCGAAAUGGAUUGCGCAGUACAUCCAGACCGUGUUCAGUAACAUGUCCAUGGAUAUGGCGAUUGUGGAGAGCAAGCGGUUUAUGCGGGCGAUGGGCCAGCCGAUCCCGGAAGGAAAGAAUGGGAUCAGUCUAUGGGAUCUCGAGGACAUUGAGCGCCGCCAAAACAAAGAGCGCUUGGCAUUGGAGCGACUCAUGCAGGAAGACGCCGAUGCAUGGGUCGAACAGCACGCAAAGGAUGACCCGCACACAGUCUCUAUCCAAGAGAUUGGCCUGGGCGAGGCCCUGGGAACAGACCAAACCGCCGCCGCCUAG